UAGUAAAGCUGUCAGGUUCAGGUGAGCCACAUAUAAAAUGCAGACCAAGUUAAACACGCGCACACACAGAGGCCUCGCAUCCCCAAACAGAGGCAGACCUCCAAAACGCCGUCGUCUCCCUCCGAACAGCAGCAGCAGAGCUCCGCCCUCUGAAUCCUAUCACCGCCGCCAUUGUGGGUCCCAGCUUUCCAGGUACACUCGCCCGGAUCUGAUUCUCUUGGCCAACAUUUGUAAUUGUACACUAGCGCGGUUCAUGUAGCUUGCUAGCUAGCUCUAUCAGAUCAGAUCAGAUCUUUUUCAUUGUUUGUGGAUAUUAGGGUCUUGCUUGAUUAGAUUAAGCAAGCAAAGAAAGAAAGAAAGAUAAUGGAAGCGUAUAGUGAAAGUUCCCCAAAAAUGAGAAUAGAUCAUGCCACUAAACAAGGAUCCGAACAAGAACAAACCCAUUUGCCAGGAUUGGAGUUAGAACCUGAGCCAUCUGGUCACAAUCAUCAUAGGUUCCACUCAAUGAACGCCCUAGAAAUCUUGAGGGAAACGGUACGGAUUCUCCGCUUCAAUUCCUGGGGUUUUUUGGCUAUUGCUACCUUGUUAAUCUGCCCCGUGUCUGCCGCCGUGCUUUUGUCGAAUAUGCUAGUUGAUCACUCACUUGUAAAGAGACUAACUGUUAGGAUGUUACUAAUUGCCAAGUCCAGUGGACUCCCCUUGAGGCCUUUCAUCAGCCACUCGUGCCAGAAGUUUGCUGAGACGGCUAUCUCCUCCGCUAUGUGCUUUCCUUUGUACCUCACAUUGUCCUUGUUGUCGAAAGCCGCGCUUGUUUACUCUGUGUAUUGGAGUUAUUCCCUCAAGAAGUUUGAUGCGUCCAAGUUUUACUUGAUUAUGUGCAAAAUCUGGAGGCGGCUUGUUUCUACGUACGUGUGGAUGUGUAUGGUGGUUGUUGGUUGCCUCGCCUUGUUUUUGAUUGUCCUUCUUGCAGUGUGCAACACAUGUUCUAUAUUUGGGCUGUCGCCUCAGCUUAUCAUAUAUGCCGCAAUGGUGGUUGGGCUUAUCUUCUCGGUUGUUUUUGCUAAUGCUAUUAUUAUUUGCAACAUUGCAAUUGUGAUAUGUGUUUUGGAGGAUGUCUCGGGACCAGAGGCAUUGGUUCAGUCUGGGGCUUUGAUCAGGGGCCAGACUCAGGUGGGUCUGCUCAUAUUUCUUGGAUCCACAUUUGGAAUGGCUUUUGUUGAGGGCUUGUUUGAGCAUAGAGUGAAGACGUUGAGCUAUGGCGAUGGGUCUUCUCGCAUAUGGGAAGGGCCUCUUUUGGUGGUUAUGUAUUCAUUUGUAGUGCUUAUCGACUCUAUGAUGAGUGCUGUUUUCUACUUCAGUUGCAGAUCUUUUAGGAUGGAAACAUCUUUAGAAGGUGAAUCUCAUUCAAUUUUGGAAACGAUAACCUUUUCUGCUGAAUCAGUCGGUAUUCAAUGACACUGGAUGUGCCAUUAGCAUGCUUCUUUUCUUCAAUAAUGAUGAAGAUGGUAGCUGCUGGUUGUGGUUACCACGGAUUAAGCAGUGCAAACUUGUGCAUUGGUACACCUUCCAUACAGGGCUUCGGGGGAGGCUAUAACCUCAAGUCCUUCCAUCUCGACAUAUGCUUCAUUUGAGUGCAAAAGUUGCAUACCGAAGAGAUAUAGAUGGGAGCUUGAAGAAUGGACGGUACUUGGAGGUUGCACGUUGCAAAAGUUAAUGAGAUAGUGUCACUUCCUUCAAGAAUAAAGUUAAUAUUCAUAGUUAAAUAGAUAGAUAUAUUUUUUCUGGUAUA
Rosa chinensis is the source of this 1789-nucleotide messenger RNA. RefSeq lists its product as uncharacterized. The transcript has a single exon. The coding region runs from base 364 to 1455 and encodes 363 amino acids. The record is from RefSeq and is a predicted model, not a curated record. Lineage: Eukaryota; Viridiplantae; Streptophyta; Magnoliopsida; Rosales; Rosaceae.